Rubroshorea leprosula is the source of this 714-nucleotide messenger RNA. NCBI's taxonomy places the organism in Eukaryota, Viridiplantae, Streptophyta, Magnoliopsida, Malvales, Dipterocarpaceae. The record is from the annotation of a GenBank genome assembly.
CCGCAGAUCCUCUUCCCCAACAAUAGGCAAUAACAUCAAGUUUGCCACGUCCUUUAAAGUCAUAGUGACUUCUCCAAAAGCAAGGACGAAGGUAUGAGUGCUUGUGCACCAUCUCUAUACCAAGCGAUGGAGGCAUUCCACAUUGUCGCUGAUCUGAAGGCAAUCGACAUUAGUAGCAAGUCUCGCAUUUCGAGUCUCGCUCGCAUAAUGUUGCGCGACGAGGGAAACCAUGCCGCACUAACAUCACCCCCUUUGAAAGCCUUGAGCGAAACUAAAUCUUUCUAUUUCUCAGACGCCCGUCUCGUCGACCAAGCAUUGAAUUCCAAGAAGCCAUCCUGGAAAGUGUAGGUCAUGUGCCUGUAAGCACUUUUUGUCUCAAGGGAAACAUAUUCUAGAAGCCCAAAAUAUUUGUUCAACCUUCUCUAUCUGUACAUGUUUGAGUCGAGAACUUCUCUAAGUUCUCUUCCUUCAAAUUCCGAGUCAUAUUGGGCUUAGUAAAUUUUUAAGAAUUGUUUUUUUAAAAGCCUUACAAGGGAUCAUAAUUUUAAAAAUCAAAGAUAUUUUUUUAAAAAAAUAACAAAAACACUCAUUAAUAAAUUUAUUAUUAUUAGCUAAAUUGGUUUUGAGCUACGUUUUGUCUAUUUUAUGAUUAUAAACCAUAAAGACGCACAUAUGACAUAUUUUAAAAACAAUUAUUAAAUACGUACUAAAAUA